AUGCAAGAUCUAGGUGACGCUUCCUCUACAAGUUUGGAAAAUAACAUUGAUAGCAGCUUACUUGAUGAUUUUAAUGUAAUUGAAUCUGCUAUCGAUGCGGAAAUUGACGCGAUCCCGCUUGAAUUUUCCCCACAUUCUCGAAAUUCCGCUACAAGACUUGAAUCUGAUUCGAUUGAGACCUUGAAUCCUCUCAAUGCCCAUCCUUUGUCCAUUGAAGACCCUAUUGUCACUUACGACUCGGUUGUGAAUCAGAUGAUAACUGAUGGUGUGGAGUGGAUUCCUCCCGACCAAAUGGGCAAAGGAUUCUCCGACGUGCGUUUAGUCCAUCCCAUUGCAGCUCAUUCGCAGAAUAUCAAUGGGUCUGACGACGUCACUACGUCAACGGUAGCUCAAUCGGAGGUCACUCUCAAUAGUGGCUGCCAGGCUCCCCGUCCCACAAAGCCGUCGGAUCUCUCCAAUAAAACGGCUUUUGUCCAACAUCCAAGCUCUGAUGCCAAUGAUUUGGGGGUUUCGGAGAACGUGUCCAAACUACGGGAGCUCCAGUUUCAACUGAAUCAAGAGAAGGCGACGCGUAAGCACCAGGAAGACUACAUCCAGCAGUUGCAGCGCUAUUAUGACAAUCUCCUGGCCAAGCACGCAGCUGCUGAAAUGACCAUCGAUCAUCUGCGCUUUCGGGCCAAAGUCGGUUGCGACGACUCGACACCAUUGCCAACUCUACCCACCACUCCCAGUAACACUUCAUUUAACACCCUCCGUGGCCGGAAACUCACCUCUGUCUCUCUGGAUACCUGCGUCCCAGCAUCGUUAUCCAAAAGGCCGCAUCAACCUCAUGUCUCUGGCUCCGUCAUGAGCCUUCGCGACAAAUCGACCCUGACACUGUUGUAUGGCUCUCCGAGCUAUAAUCAGAGGGCUAGCAUGCAACCGCAGGUCCAUCUCAUGCCUCUCUCCUCUUCGAUCUGUCAUUCUGAACAAAACCAUUUGAACGAUGGAUUUGAAUGUUCCAAGUCUUCCCCCAAUAAUACUACAAAUGGUAACAAUACCGCCUCUUCUGGCGAUGACGGUGCUGACUUCGACGGAGUAAGUCAUCGGCCCGUAGCAAAUGUCAAUCUUGCCACGCAGGAAGCAGCCAAGUCCCUCGAAGACCAAUUGAACGCCUCCCUCGCUGCUGUUCAUGAACGUCUGAAUGCCAUUGAGGUGCGUCCCUUUGAUGACCACCGAAAAGAAGCAAUCGCUGCGGCUCAUCGUGAUUUGGAGGAUCUCCAACGUCGGUACCAAGCUGGACAGUACCUAUGGUCCGGUGGUGGUCUGUUCGAUAGUCAGGCCAUGAUCGGUUCUCGCCUCGAUCGCUUGUCGCAGCGGCUGCAACUAGCAUUGGAGUGUACGCUAGAUGACGAUGGUGACAACACUACACCCCCUCGUCCCUCCUCCCUUAGCCUCGUGGAUUCCCGCCGAUCCGCCUCGGCUAACACGAACUACACUGGCGUUCCCACCACCGCCACUGGUAUCAACUCUUCGGGCCCUGCAGCCUCGCACCACGAGAGCUCGUCUUCACCAUCCGGUUCGGCCCAUCCAGGAGCUGUCGAUGCUGCUACCAUUGCUGCCUCCGCGGACUCGCGGGAGGCAGCAGAAGCCCAUUUCUCUCGACUUCUCGCUCGCUACAACAAGCUCAAAACUAUUCCCGGUCACUGGAAAAAUGUUGAAUCAUUGAUGCAGAGGAUGCUUCAGCUGUCAGACCGAUACUCCGCCCAGUCUUCCGUUAUAUUUCCACCAAAAAAUCUUCGCCAAAUGUUUGAGAGUGACUACGGCAUCAAUAAUGGUGUAAACCAGGCAUUAACUGCUAAACCAUCCGUUCAGACCUACUCCCAAUCCAUUGUCUCCAAGCCGAUGAAAGACGCGCCCACCAAUCCACGACAAAUGGUGAGUCCGGACAGCGGAGUGGCACAGACUCCCCUAGGUAGUAGUGGAAGCAGUGGGAUCAGUUGCUAUGGCACCGCCGCCUCUCGUGGUGGUCUCGUACGCCAGAGGUCCACCGAAGCCGCUGUAGCCCCCCUCAACGAGGCGUCCAUCGACUCGCAGCGAAAGCAAUCGGACAGUGGUUUUUGGGCCACCGACACCUGCUCUGCUGCCGCGCCGCCGUCGUCGUCGCCUUUCAAGGGCGGCUUAGUGAACUCCCUCUCCGACACCACCACUAAUACUGACGAACUUGAUGUCGAUAAUAACGUCAACCGACUCUCGAAGAUGCUUCCUGAUGAUGUAAUGUCACUGGAAGCGGAUAUUCUACGUCUUCGUAAGGGCAUUGCUAGACUCACUUCCACCGCCUCUGCAUCUGCCUCGCGACACCGCGAAAGUGGUGCCGGGUCGGGUUCUUCCAACUCCACAUUUGGAGAGAAUCCUUCAAGAAAAACGUUACAGCGACCCUUGAAUGGCGUGAAUGCGAGUACACUCAGCCGUUUGCCAAAAAGCUUAGGCCAUUCUUCUACAAACGUGAGACAACUACGUCUUCCAGCCUCAUCCAGUUCUUCAGACGAAGAUACCACCUACUCCACCUACAAUCGAUCACGCUAUCCUUCUAAAAGUCGCCACCAUGUAGCUGCUCCCAACAACAGCAACGAUACAAAUCCAUCAUUGAAAGUGAUCGGUUCUUCCCUGAUCCCCCAGCAGCGCACUCUAGCCACAGGUCCAACAAGAACCUACUGCCGCACCUCCUCCAGAACACAUCCCCAGUCCAGCCGCAUUGAGGACCCCAGCUACCAUCGUAUUGCCACACCCGGCCAUCGUAGAAGUCGUAGUUCUACGGGUCAGAAGGCCUUCUACCGCCCUUGUGGCAGUUGCGGAGGCAGUGGCUACAAUCUUAAUACGAUUGGACAUUCAGAAAAUGAGGCUUUCGAUUCUUCAGUGCAUUCUCGCACUAUAAGACAGACUCCCACGAUUCGAUUGCCGGUACAGCAGGGCUACAAUGGAUGGACGGAGCGGGUGUACGGAAUACAGGAGCUCUAUGGUUCAGCGCUUUCGCUGCAAAAAGGCCGUGCCUACAAUACCAUUGGCCACCAGCCUUCAACAAGUCUUGGAGGCUGGUCAAAUCAGAGCCAGUGCUCCUGGGCGCCCGGAAAAUCGGUUCUCUUGCCGGCCACCUCUUCGCCUCUCAUACCCCAACGCGCGCAUCGUCGGACACGACAGUACGUUCCUCUAAAAUCGCAAAGCCUUUCCCACGGUGACACUACGUCAUCGAGUUCUGAGGACGAGGCUUGUGGCGCCACCGUGAUUCCGACUUCGAGCUGCUCCUGCAAUCACUACCGCCAUCGGAGCAGUAGUUGUCAAGCGGCGGAGCUAGAAGACUUUUCCUCCGCCAGCAGCGGCGCCUACGCUGCAGCUCGCUGCGUCACUCAGAUGGCCCAACGACUGAACAGCAAGCUAACUCGGCACCAGGCCCGACACCGUGCUCCUAUGCGUCAGUCUCAGCCGCACCAGCAGCUGUCGUCGCACCGUCGCAGCAGUCGGUGUAGUCAUCAGGACUCCGACACCAGCUACAGGGAGGACUUCUAA
Molecule: messenger RNA, 3543 nt
Organism: Echinococcus granulosus
Lineage: Eukaryota; Metazoa; Platyhelminthes; Cestoda; Cyclophyllidea; Taeniidae
Product: KIAA1968 protein
Exons: 18
Coding region: 1-3543 (1180 amino acids)
Source: RefSeq, a predicted model, not a curated record